AUGGGUUCGAGGUUGAUCGAGAUGAGUCUAGCCCUGGUCCUGGUAGCUCUGUUAUGUGGUGGAACUGCAGCUCAGUCAAGCUGCACUGGUGUAAUCAUGAGCCUGGCACCUUGCCUUAACUACAUUACAGGAAAUUCAUCGACUCCGUCGUCUUCUUGCUGCACGCAGCUGGGGAAUGUCGUCCAGUCCUCUCCGCUAUGUCUCUGUCCAUUGUUGAAUGGCACAGGACUCAAUUUGGGAAUAACUAUAAACCGGACUCUUGCUCUGUCUCUUCCUGGUGCAUGUAAUGUUCAAACCCUACCAGUUAGCCAGUGUAAUGCUGUUGCUAAUGGACCAUCAAGUUCUGCAGCUCCACCAGUAAGUUCCCCUGCCAGUUCACCAUCAUCAGAAUCUCCUGCCAUUUCUCCACCAGGUUCUUCCAUUGGAACACCUGAUGAACCUGCAACUACACCACCAGCCUCAACUGUUCCUUCAGGUACCAAAGCAGGAACAGGAUCAAAGACAGUCCCAUCAACAGAUGGAACAUCUGAUGGAAGGAUCAUCAAAGCACCACUUCAUUUCUUGCUUUUCCUACUCUUCAUUGCAUCUAGUGCUUCUUCUGUCACCAUGUUCUGA
Tripterygium wilfordii is the source of this 615-nucleotide messenger RNA. Its product is annotated as non-specific lipid transfer protein GPI-anchored 19-like. Bases 1 to 615 code for a protein of 204 amino acids. Gene Ontology annotation, biological process: lipid transport. Gene Ontology annotation, molecular function: lipid binding. The record is from RefSeq and is a predicted model, not a curated record. The transcript has 3 exons. Lineage: Eukaryota; Viridiplantae; Streptophyta; Magnoliopsida; Celastrales; Celastraceae.